CUUUGGUUAACUCGAGCUCGCUCGAGCCACGAGCUAACCGUGAAUUGUGAAACCGGGCCACUUGUGACCUAGCAUUAACUCAAUUUUCUCAUCGCUCGAUGUACAUACGAACACUUGUAUUCUCUGUUACACGUCACUACGAUCGUGACGUUGAUAUUUAUUGACAUAUAUUUUCUAUUCUCUGGCUAUCUAUACUUUCUGUAUAACUGGUAAAUUGCAAACGUGUAUUUGAGGUUAUAUUUCUAUAUAGAUAUUUUCAGAUAAAGUAUCAUAGUUUAAUGCAGCUUGCUUGAUUAACAUAUUUAUACUGAAAUUAUUAUUGUUAACUGGAUAAGAAAAAAAGGUUGAAAUACCUCACGAGUUCCUCAAGGUAUUUCAUAGCUAGGACAAUAAUUUUUUUCUACAUCUGUUCAUCUGCUAAGCUAUCAAGAUUGCUAACAAAACUAAUAAAAUGCGACGUACUCAUUCAGGGGGUUAUGGCUACGAGCCAUUGCCAAGUACAUCUACUCACAAUACCAUGGAGGAUGAAAACGAAAGAAUGACUGAAGAGCUGAGAGAUAAAAUUCAUGCCUUAAAAUCAUUAUCUAUUGACAUUGGUACUGAAGUAAAAUAUCAAGACAAAGUGCUAAGAGGCAUGGAUGAUGAUUUUGAAAGGACAAGUGGUUCCUUGUCUGGUUCUGUGUCACGUGUUUUACGUCUGGCAAAGGCAGGCCAUAAUUAUUAUAUCUUAUAUUUGUUCCUCUUUUCCAUAGCGGUAUUCUUCGUUUUGUGGAUAGUUUUAAAGUUUAAAUGAUUGUACAUAAGAUCUAUAAUUAAGGUGAUAUGUAUAUAAAACAUAAGUAUUAGGGUGUAUAUUUUAAAUAAGUUAUUCAAUUAGCCUGAAUUAUUUGCAUUAUAUCGCAUCAUAUGAAAAACUAUUCUCAUUUUAUAACAUAUGCGUUGUUACAUCAUAUAUAUGACAAAAUGAUUCAAGAUAAAUAGGGAGAAAUGGCAUUCUAGAAACAGAGAAAUAAAUAUAUUUUUUACAGUUAUGUUACUAUGAGGAAUUGAAUUUAUAAAUAACAAAAGCAGAAA
This is a messenger RNA of Solenopsis invicta (red fire ant), 1074 nucleotides long. It is a transcript of the gene Bet1, whose product is annotated as BET1 homolog. The coding region runs from base 452 to 793 and encodes 113 amino acids. Gene Ontology annotation, biological process: vesicle fusion with Golgi apparatus; endoplasmic reticulum to Golgi vesicle-mediated transport. NCBI's taxonomy places the organism in Eukaryota, Metazoa, Arthropoda, Insecta, Hymenoptera, Formicidae. The transcript is spliced from 4 exons. The record is from RefSeq and is a predicted model, not a curated record. Gene Ontology annotation, cellular component: SNARE complex; Golgi trans cisterna. Gene Ontology annotation, molecular function: SNAP receptor activity.